This is a messenger RNA of Dunckerocampus dactyliophorus (ringed pipefish), 6575 nucleotides long. RefSeq names its product serine/threonine-protein kinase 24-like. Bases 690 to 1991 code for a protein of 433 amino acids. Lineage: Eukaryota; Metazoa; Chordata; Actinopteri; Syngnathiformes; Syngnathidae. The transcript is spliced from 11 exons. Gene Ontology annotation, biological process: protein phosphorylation. Gene Ontology annotation, molecular function: ATP binding; protein kinase activity. The record is from RefSeq and is a predicted model, not a curated record.
GGCAGUCAGUAUACUUGACUAUGUUAGGGAUGAGUAUGAUUACACUUUUUGUUUUUAAUUUCCCCAAGUAUUAAUUAAGUUUUGUGUGUAGCAGCACGCGAAUGAGAAACACACAUAGCGGGAUGUCGUCCGGAUCAGAACCACCCUGCGAGGCGUCAUGACGCUGACAAAAUGGCCGGGAGUUCUGUGCUAAAGUGAUGCAGGAGAGCGAAAACACUGGCACGCUUACUGCUAAUAAGAUAAUGUGACGAUCACGUCCUCCUGUCUUUGAGGGACAUUUUAUGUAACGUGCCGGCUGUCGUCGUUCGAGACCGUUACUGCUAGCAUACAAGCGAGGUAGCGAACUAGAUAACAAGCUAACGAUGCUAGGCUAGGCUAGCUGUCACAACUCUUUAGCGAGAGAAAGAAAAGUUGUAUUCCUGAGUUAAAUUUAUAAAAAGCACAAAACCCCAAACACAUCCGCCGUUAUUCGAACACCUUCAAAUCGGGCUGGCGUUUAAUUACGCGCUAGCUCGCCUGACUGCUAGCAAACGUACGCUAGCGUGUGUACCCUUAUGCUGUGAUUAUGUUUGUUUAUAUUCAUGUUCGAACGUUGUAAUGUCUGCUGACCAGUACGAGGUGUCCACUUAAGUGUCACCUAACAAGAAGUGGACGUUACUUUUGACAAUAAGCUGUCAGCCAUCACCGCCAUGGCCCACCCCCCGGUUCAGGGGAACCUGCCCGGUAUGCAGAACGUAAGAGUGGACCCGGAGGAGCUUUUCACCAAGUUGGAGCGCAUCGGCAAGGGUUCCUUUGGCGAGGUCUUCAAAGGCAUCGACAACCGGACCCAGAAGGUGGUGGCCAUCAAGAUCAUUGACCUGGAGGAAGCUGAGGACGAGAUCGAGGACAUUCAACAGGAGAUCACGGUGCUGAGCCAGUGUGACAGCCCCUUCGUCACCAAGUACUAUGGAUCCUACCUUAAGGACACCAAGUUAUGGAUCAUCAUGGAGUAUUUGGGAGGAGGCUCAGCUUUAGAUCUGAUGGAACCAGGCGCGCUGGACGAGACCCAAAUUGCCACCAUUCUGAGGGAGAUCCUGAAGGGGCUGGAGUAUCUGCACUCUGAGAAGAAGAUCCACAGGGAUAUCAAAGCCGCCAACGUGCUGCUUUCCGAGCAAGGUGAGGUGAAACUGGCAGAUUUCGGUGUGGCGGGCCAACUCACCGACACCCAGAUCAAGCGCAACACCUUUGUGGGCACACCUUUCUGGAUGGCCCCUGAAGUCAUUAAGCAGUCUGCGUACGACUCCAAGGCUGACAUCUGGUCUCUGGGCAUAACCGCCAUUGAGCUGGCGAAAGGCGAGCCGCCUCACUCGGAGCUCCAUCCCAUGAAGGUUUUAUUUCUCAUCCCAAAGAACAACCCCCCGACUCUGGAGGGAAACUACAGCAAGCCGCUCAAAGAGUUUGUGGAGUCUUGCCUCAAUAAAGAGCCCAGUUUUAGGCCGACCGCCAAAGAGCUGCUGAAGCAUAAGCUGAUUGUACGCCACGCCAAGAAGACGUCCUACUUGACUGAGUUGGUAGACAAGUACAAACGGUGGAAGGCCGAGCAGUCCAGAACCGCAGACUCCAGUUCUGACGAGUCUGAUUCGGAGCAGGAUGGGCAGGCAUCAGGCGGAAACGACUUUGGCAGCGACGACUGGAUCUUCACCAUCCGGGAGAAAGACCCUAGGAAGCUGCAGAACGGAGAGGGCCAGCUGGGGGCAGCAGAGCAGACGAAAGACAUUCCAAAGAGGCCUUAUUCACAGAACCUGUCCACAGUCGUCUCUCCUGCAUUCACGGAGCUGAAGGCCAGACAGGUGCAGCUGAACCGUAACCCCCUGGUCCUGGAUGACUUGAAGGAGUCCAUCCUGCGGGCUGAGGAGGCCUACCCCGGCAUUACGGAUUCCCUGGUGGCUCACAUGGUCCACCGGCUUCAGAGUUUCUCCACAAGCAGGACGUUCCCUUCUACACCCCAGUGAGUGGUCCUCGGUGAGCACCCACCACCUUCCCUUCUUCCAAGACAAGCUGGACUCUCCACCUGUCGGGCCUCAUCCUCGCCUGCAACGCUGCGAAGAACCAACGCUCGCAAAAGCUCAAAGAUGAGAGACUUCCACCCGGCACGCUUACAACUCGAGCAAGCGACGCAUCCCAUCAGAAACCUCACACACAUGCGCACGCACACAUGCGCACGCACACACACACACACACACACACACACACACACACACACACACACACAUCAUGCCUCACGGUGAACAGCAGCAUCUUUCAUUGGAAAAACCUCAGGUAAACCCCUUGUCAGUGGGCGGGGUCACUCGCUGUGUCUCCUUUGGCGCACUCGCGUAAUUGCACGUCGUCCUUUGAGAAGCACGGCAAAUUGCAGCACACUCACUCAAAACGGCAAUGUUUCCCACGCUCAAUAGUCGCCAUCUUGGCGGGGACUAACUCCAAGUGGUUGUGAAAUAGUUGAGUAAUUGAGAUGCCCAUUAAAAUGUCCAUUUUGUCACUCAAACAGGAAGUCAUCAAACCACACGCCUCCCUCAAACACAUUUCACAAGAAUAAAGGCAAAACGUCAAGAGAAAAAAGUUGUUGAAGAAAAUGUACAAGAUGAUAAAUAGUUGUUGGGGGGAGGGGGGGCAGCAGAAUUGGGAAAAAAACAGUAAUUUUGUAAUUUUAUGAGAAUAAAGUCAAAAUAUUAAGAAACCAAGUUGUCAUCUGACAAGAAAAACUUGUAAUUUUAUGAGAAUAAUGUAAUAUCAGGACAAGUCAUUUCUAAAUGAUUUUGGUAGCAUAAAGUUGAAAUAAUAUUACAGGAAAAAAAUGUAAUUUUUUAAAAAGUUGUGUUAUUUAGAAACUAAACAACAAAAUUGUAAUUUUUGGAAAGUGAACUGGGGGGAAAAGUUAAAAUAUAAAGUCAAAAGAUUUGGGGAAUAAAGUCAUCAUUACAGGAAGCAAAUUUGAAGGUAAAGUAGAAAGUUGAAGUAGUUGGAAAAUAAAAAAACAGCAAAAAUGGAAAAACAACUGGAUUUUUACACUAUUAAAGUCCAAAUAUUAAGGGAACAAAUGUAUUCUAACGAGAAAAACGUUGCAAUUUUACAAGCAUAAACUCGUAAUAUUAUGAGGAAAAAUAAUAUUUGAGUAAAUAUUAAAUUUUUAAAGUCGUAAUAUGAGAAAAAAAACAAUAAAAUUGUAUUUUUGGAAAAUUACGUUUUGGGGCGAGUUAUGAUAUGGGAAUAAAGUCAUAAUUACGGGAAGACAAUUUACAAGAAGAAAGUUGAACAAGUGGGGAAAAAAAGAAUUGCAAUUUUAUGACAAUGAAUUUGUAAUAUUAUGGGGAAAAAUGUCAUUUCAGUAGCAUCGAGUGGUAAUAUUACAAAAAAGUGAUUUUUUAAAAAAGUUGUAAUUAUGAGAAAAAACAAAAUAAAGUUGUAAUUUUUGGAAAAUUAGGUUGGGAAAAUGUUUUGAUAUUAUGGGAAUAACGAGAAGAAAGUUGAAACAGCAGCAGAAAAGGAGAAACAGCGGCCAUUUUACGAGAAUAAAGUAGAAAUAUUAUGACAAACCACCAAAAGAAAAAAAAAUUCCCAAAGAUGAUUUAAGAAGAAAGUUACAUUGCCUUUUGUUUUUGGUUGCACCGUGAGCGAGGUGGGCGCCCUGUUGGUUUGUGACGUGCGAGUGUCAAUCAUACGCACAAAAUAGCGUGUUUUUCCCACCCACCAGUGGGGAAAACAAUUGUUUGGAUGAAACAUCCGCAAAUUGUGGGCUUGUGAAAGCUGAAUGGCGGACAUGCGGGGGUGCGUAUCCCAGCACUACACUUUGAACUUUCAUGCACUCAGGAAGGAAGUACACGGUGUACAACAGAGUACUCAUCGGAAGUGUACUGAUGCAAGUAUUCCAUUUGAGACACAGCCUGAUUGUACCAAAUGCUUUUCACGCUUUUAAAAAGUCCAGACCGCCUCCUGUUUUUGCACGCUUUAAAGGACGUUUCCAACGUUGGCCCGUCACGUGAACUGCAGAGCAAAAACAGCAGCCUUCAUGGAGGUUUGAACCUUUUCAGCAAGGGUGUCUAAACCUUUUCCCACGGAGGGUGGCAUCAUCUAAAAAAUGGAAGGGUCUGCGAGGCUGUAGUGGGGCCACACUUCUAUUUUUUUCACAUUUCAUCAACACACUAAAGCGUGAGUCAAGAUCUGCUACGCUAGCAAACAAAUGUCAAGAAAAGACAUCAGCUUUGCGGCAGAGGCGACUGAGGGACCCUGUUGAGAUAAGACUAUCAUUCUUAUCACUCUUCCUGCGGCGCAGUGGCAGCCUCUAGCGUGUUGGCGCCGUAACCUUUUGCGUAGCCCCGGCUCCCGUUUUGCUUGGAUUGUCCAGCGAGGUCGCUGUUAAGCCGAUCUCGCUAGGUGCUAGCCUUAGCAUGUUAGCGCCUUAGCAAGUGCCUAUUGAAGCAACUAAUUGUAUGACUAUUCCGUCAGCUGGAUGGCCUCAAUCAAGAACGUACGGAAAAUGUUUACACGGUCAUAAAAGACCUUGUCGGCCAUUUUAGUUUGCAGGUGCCAUUUCUUUGAGGGUGGGGGCACUGUGUAAUUUUCAAAUGGCAUGUUUGAUUUUGUCUUUUAAAAGAUGUCGUCAAAUUUGGGCCGUGGCACAUUGUAAAAAUAUACUUUAACAAGACAAGAAUAAGUCAAAAUAAUAAGAGGAAAUAAAAUUGGAAUCUUAACAAGAAGAGGUUGUAAUUUUCCGAGAAUAACAUAAUAUUUUAGUAGCAUAAAGUUUCAGUAUUGAAGAAAAAGGAUGCUAUUUUUUUUAAAAGAGACGUAUUAUGAGCAACUACAAAACAACGAAUAAAGUUGUACAUGUUGGAAGAUUAGGUUGCGGAAAAAGUUACAAUAUUAUUAGAAUAAAGUCAUAAUAUCACGAGAAGAAAAUAUGCAAGAAGUUGAAAUAGUUGGAAAAUUAAAAAAAAACAGCUGUAAUUUUACAUGAAUCAAGUCAAAAAUAUUGAGAAAAAGUUGCAAUUCCAUGAGAAUAAACUUGCGAUAUUAUGAGGGAAAAUAAUGUCAUUUUAGUAGCAUAGAGUUGAAAUAUUAAAGAAAAAAUACAUUAUUUAAAGUCAUAUGAGAAGCAAAACAAUUAUAGGGAGAAAGUCAUAUUACCAAAAAAAGUUAUAAUAGUUGGAAAAAUAAAAUUUAAAAAAACAGCAGAAAUUGUAAUUUUACCAGAAUAAAGUCAAAACAUUAUGUAUUCUAACAGGAAAAAAAGAUUCAAUUUUACAAGAAUAAACCUGAAAUAUUAUGAGGAAAAAUGUCAUUUUAGCAUAAAGAUUACAUAUUAAAGAAAAAAGUCAUUUUAGUAGCAUAGCAUAGUAUUUUUCAAGUGGUAAUGUUAUGAGAAAGCUGUAGUUUUUUGGAAAAUUAGGUUGGGGAAUAAAUUCUAAUAUUAUUGGGGAAAAGGUCAAAAUAUUAUGGGAAUAAAAUAUUACAGAAGAAAAUGUACAAAAGAAAAUUGAAAUAAUUGGAAAAUAAAAAAACGUUAUGUGACCCUCGCUGGGGAAACCUUUGGACACCUUUGGGUUAAGCCAACAACUUCAUGGUUGCCACACACUCAAAAGUGCCAUCUUCCCUUUUUUUUUUAACCAGUCGACAUUGAAUUUUUGGCAAUUUAUUUAUAAAGAGAACUUUGGGAAAGCAAAAUUUUAGAAAAGGAGUCGCAAAUAGCCAUGUUUUGCUACGUACGUACGUUUACUGGAGAACCCACUACUGUGCUCGUGCAGCAAUAAACCGUGUCGGUCAUCAACGCGUGAAGAAAUAUGUCAUAUUUUUAUAACGGCAGAUAUGGAAUGCUUUACAAGAUGCCCGGAAAAAGAACAGAAAUCACGCUAAGGAAAUAACUAGAAAAUGUGUACAUUUUGUUUUAUCAUAGCUGGCAGUUUCUAGUAGUGUGUGUAUAUAUAUAUAUUUACGCAUAUAAAUAUAUAUAUAUAUAUAUAUAUAUAUAUAUAUAUGUAUGUGUGUGUAUUUGCUUAUCAUUGCAGAUUUCUCAAGUAAAAUGUUAAGCUUUUAAAGUGACAUAAGAAAUAAAAAUCUAUUGUUAAACGCAGCUUUUCCGCUUCCCUGACCAGUAAGAGUGCAAGGUGCCCCGCAAGUAUGGACAUAUCUAUAUGAAGUAUGUGUAUUUUUAAUAAUACAAAUAAAUAUUACAUAAAAACUAGUUAUUUAAACAGAACACUCGUAUAUUUCAUGGAAAUGAAAAUAUGAAAUAUCAGAAUGUGUUUAGUGCAAUUUUCAUAUUUAGUUUUAAUGUAUGCAUUAUUUGAAAAAUGUGUACGAAAAAAAGAAAUCUAAAAUAAAAAAUGGAAAAAAACUACAAAAAGAGACUUAAAUGUGGGUCAUAAAAACGUCGGUCCCAGGUUGAGACAAUUUGAGAACCCCCGCAUUGAAAGGGAAAUAUAUGAAUAUGCUGUCAUAUACAUAGAUUAUAUAAAAAAGGUUUACUCUUAUACGUUAAAAAAUAUUUUAAACCAGAUGAAAACGUAAUGUAUAUAAAAAAUAUACAAAUAAGCUAUAUG